Lacerta agilis (Sand lizard) is the source of this 2399-nucleotide messenger RNA. It is a transcript of the gene EPCIP, whose product is annotated as chromosome 4 C21orf62 homolog. The coding region runs from base 551 to 1216 and encodes 221 amino acids. The record is from RefSeq and is a predicted model, not a curated record. NCBI's taxonomy places the organism in Eukaryota, Metazoa, Chordata, Lepidosauria, Squamata, Lacertidae. The transcript has 2 exons.
UGUGGCUCAGGGUGGUACUUGCUGAAGCACAGAGAAACUUCAGGACUCACUGACACUAGUCUGUGUUGCAGAAAGAGCCAGAAAAGGUGAGAGAACAUUUCCAAAAGUAACUCUUCUUGCAACUUCAAGAUAUAAGAGUACUGCUUGUAUGGAAGAACUCUGCUCAAGCAUAGUGAGUCAAGUCAAAUGUGAAGCGGUGCUGGUUUUGGAGGCAUGAUAUGAACAAAGCAAAGCUAAGUUUUACAGCUAGAUACAGCAACAUACCAAGACAACCCAAAUUCCUACAGAAGCAGGAAUUACAGCCUGGGAUGAAUCUCUACUUGUUCUGCAAAGAGGGUUUCAUGGUCUCCAAAAGUAAUUACUGCCCUCAACUCUCAGUAAUUUGGGCCUGCUUAGACUGAUGGAAACCAGCCAUAAAUAGACAAGGUAGGAAAAUUGUGGGUGUGUACUGUAUGGUAAUAAUCAUCUUACUUUUAUUCUCUGUAGGUUGCAGUCUUCAGAUCUACUGAUUUAAUGAAGUGAGGUUCUUGUGGCUAAGAACACUGUAAUAAUGAUGGCAGUAUUAGCCCAUGGACACCAUCUCUUUUUGGUUGGCUUCUUAGGCUUCUGUCUGGAUAGUUUUGUACAAGGCCAAAAGAAUAAUACUCUUAUUUUCACCAAAGAAAGCACAAUUCGUAACUGCACAUGUCCUGGUGAUAUUAGUGACAAUGACUGCGAUUACAAUCUGGCAAAUCUGAUCUGCAAUUGCAAGACUGUUUUGCCCUAUACAAUAGACAAAAGCUACUACAAUAAUCUGACAAUUUGGUUCACAGAAACAUCCAUGUUGAGAAUGCUGUUGAACUUUACAGCUGUGUAUGACCUGAAGCUCUCACUAUGUGGCACAAUUCCUCUGUCAGCAAAGUAUUUGACCAUUUGGGGACUGCGAAGACUACAGAUAAAAAGUGAGAUCAAUGGCCAGAUACAAGAACAAAGCUUAACUAUCUACAGCAGCCACGACAAUGAAGCACAAGGCAAAUUAAAGAUGCCAUGCAGAGACAGAAACAUGAUCACAUACAUUGCUGUUUUAGACACCUCUCUCUUCAAUGGCUACUCUCCACUAAAAUCAUACAGCGUGGAAAACAUCUCCAACAUUACAGACCACUUUCCACAUCUGCCAUAUUUGGACACGUUCUUCACCACAAAUAACAAAAGCUGUAUUAUAACAUUUAUAUACUGACACAGUAUGCUUGGCCAUUUCUAUAGAGCAGCCAUAGGCUGUUGCCAGAAAUACAAUCUUGUAGAAACAUGAGCUCCUGGCAUUCCUUUAGAAGAUGGAAUCCCCAAGGGAUGCACUCACUUUGGGGCAACCAUGCCAAUGAUGGGAGGGGCCAUGCCAGCCAUGCAAAAACAAUCAGGGUAUAAAGUAGGGCCAGUGAAGGGCAUAGCCUGAGAAGAGCUUUAAGGGCUACAAAUUGGCUCUCGGUUCCCCACUUUUGCUUCAAACCAUAUACACAAAUAAAAAUGUAGAAUGAAACCGAAUUAGCACUGGCUCCAUAUUUUCUAUUUGAGUAAACAAUGGGGGAGUUCAUUUUCAUUCAAAGCUCCUCUGUUAGCUGUCUACAACCUGCUAUGUUCAAAACAUAGGCUGGCUACUUGACUCUUUGGUCCUAUCUCAAACAACAAAAUUGUUUGCAGAGCUCAAUAGAUUCAACACUAACUCCCAAUCAUUAUUCAUCAUGAAGUAUGCCCUUAAAGUAUGCUGUGCUUAAAGUGCCCAAGCAUUACUCUGAACUGGGCCCAUAGGAUCAGGUAUCCUAGGAUAUUGCUUGGCAAAUAUGGAUUGAUUUUACCAACAUUUUAAAUUGGAAAAUAAUGCCAUCACAUAUAAUUAAAAGCAACUAUAUUAAAAUAAGCACCUAACCAACAUGUAGAUGUCCAGUGACAGAGAAAAAAAAUGCCAAGAGUUAUAAGGGUAGUUGGAAUAAUUCAGGAAGUUGUGAUGAGUUUGCUUGACUAAUCUUCUUUCAGUUGAAAGAAAUAACUGGUACAAAUCCUGAAAACAGGAGGCUUCAAAGCAUAACUCAUGCAGUAGCUGGAUUAUUCAUAUGUCCUGAAAUGCAUAAUUAAAUUUCACUAUGAUGAUAAAAAAUAAUAAUAAACCAGCUUCCUGGAUGGAAAAAAAAUUGAUGGGACAAAUUAGCUGUCUACUUAAAUGCUACAGACCCAUCAAAUAUGAGCUAGAGAUCUAACCAUGUAUAGGACUCAGGUCUUAAGUGGAACACUAAUUCAGAUUGAGGAAAAUAUUUUAACAGUCCAGAACCCAUGAAGCAGUGCCAAGAAACCACUUCCAAGAUUUGAAGUGUUAAGUACUGACAGCCUUAAAUAUGGAUAAGUAUCAGCUCUUUACGGUUCAUGUUCCU